AUGGGAUCACGAAUACGUGGAGCAUUUAUUGUAUUUGAAGGAUGUGAUAGAGCUGGUAAAAGUUUGCAGUCUAGAAAAUUGGUGGAACGUAUCAAAGCUGCAGGAGGGGAUGUAGAUUUAAUUUCAUUUCCUGAUCGUUCAAGCGACUUAGGUAAAUUUAUUGAUCGUUAUUUGAAAAAGGAAGUUGAAAUGGAUCCCAAGGAAGCGCAUCUAGUAUUCGCAGCAAAUCGACAAGCACUUAUGCCUUUGAUGAUGAAAAAGCUGCUUAAAGGAACACAUUUAGUCGUUGACCGAUACGCUUAUUCAGGCAUUGCCUAUACUCUGGCUAAAGGAGCUGACAACAUAACAAUGGAGUGGGCAAAACUGGCUGAUAUGGGUGAGUUAAGACCUGACUGUGUUAUAUAUUUCAAUCUUUCAUUCGAGGAAGCACAAAAGAGGAGUGGAUUUGGUGAUGAACGUUUCGAUUUUGGCAAUUUUCAAGGGAAAGUCAGUAAAGUCAUGGAACAGUUAGCUGAUGAAGAUAGAGAUUUGUGGAAAGUAGUGGAUGCCUCCUUGACUGUUGAAGAAAUAUCCGAAAAUGUGUGGAAUUUGGUGGCACCAAUUUUGGAUAAUGUGAGCAGAAAGAGCCUUAUGUUUCUCUGA
Messenger RNA from Brugia malayi, 642 nucleotides. It is a transcript of the gene Bma-dtmk-1, whose product is annotated as thymidylate kinase, putative. Lineage: Eukaryota; Metazoa; Nematoda; Chromadorea; Rhabditida; Onchocercidae. Gene Ontology annotation, molecular function: dTMP kinase activity; ATP binding. Gene Ontology annotation, biological process: dTDP biosynthetic process; dUDP biosynthetic process; dTTP biosynthetic process. Gene Ontology annotation, cellular component: cytosol; nucleus; cytoplasm. The transcript is spliced from 4 exons. Bases 1 to 642 code for a protein of 213 amino acids. The record is from RefSeq and is a predicted model, not a curated record.